UCGGAUAAUAACUGUAGAAGUUUUUCCGGAGGGUAGUCGGUCCCCUUAAGACGGUUAUGUGAGAAAAUCAGUCGUUUUUUGUUAUUUUCAAUUUGCUUUUGGAUAUUUUUGUAGAACUUGUGAUAGAAAAUAUAUUGUGUAUUUAGAUAGAAUUCUGUGUAUUUACUCUCGUCUACAUCCUUCUGGAUCCUCCAUUGAUAGUAAGAAACUAAAUUGUUACCAACUGGAUUAAUUCUCAACUGCUGAGUAUUGAAGUGGAAAAGAAUCAAACGAAUACGGCGACGGCUUCUCCUGAUAAAGGUAAGCUAACUCAUUCUGUAUUCAAUUGCUGCAAUAUUAUACCGUGAAUAUUGUGUCACAUAUGGAACCUUUUCAUUCUAAUAUUUUGAUCGCUAAGUAAUCUAUUCAAUAUUUUUAUCGCGCACGAGCGAGUUUCUGUGCAGAAGAGCAAUCAGGCGCAGAUGCGGAUUAUGUUGCCGCGGAAGCUGCUUUACUUUCGGCUGCCAUGCUCGUGUGUUGUUGCCAUGACAACCGCGAUCAAACAGGCACAUGUUGAGAUGAUGUAGAUAUCGGAACACAACACAGCUGAUGUUGGGCCAAGACAUUCGCCUAUCACGGCUUAGAUUAUUUUACUUAACUUGUUAGUUAUUUAAGCUAUAUUUAACAGAGAGGGGGUAAACUUAAGGUAAAAUUUUUACGUGUUUACAACAAUGAGAAACAAAAGCCAGUAAUCUUUAGAAGAACCUCGAACAUUUCGCAAUGGAAGGCGACGAAAGUUUUAGUGAAGACGAGUGGAGUAGCGUGCAGAGACGCUUCGCGUGUGAAGGGCUGCAGGUGGAGGACGCAGGAGGCGCUGUAGGAGUGCUGCACGUGUGGCGGUGGCUCACGGACGCGGAGUCUAACCUGAGGGCGGCGCGUCACAUCAACGAGAAGCUGCAGCGCCAGCACCAGCAGGAGCUCGUGAGGCUGCAAGGAGAAUUUGAAAAAAUUGAAGCUCGCGCCAUUGCCGCGGAGGACCUCUCGCACAUCGUCCAGGAGAAACUUGACGAUGCUUUGGCUGGGAGGGAGGCGGUGGUCGCGAUGCUCGGGAAAGAAGGUCUGGCAGACGUGGCCCAGGCGCCUCUAGGUGAACAGAUAGCUUACCUAUUAGUAGAGCGCCGACGACUUCUGGAGGACGCGGAGGAAUUACGAGGAAGUCCCGGCACAGACAGGGAGAAGGAACUCACCAACAACCUCAUCAAAGCGUCGACAGACCUGGAACUGAUUCGGCGUAGCGAGACCGCGGCGGCCGCAGACCGCGCCGACUUGGAGCGACGCUGCGCAGAACUCGAGAGAACGGCCAACCAACUGCGCAUCGACAACGACUCUCUCGCUUUUAAAUUGUCGGAGGCGUACACCGAGUUGGAAGAAAAUGAUGUCGAGAUCCGCAGAUUACAGCGGAAACUAUUUCCAGAUCAGAGCGAGGAAGGAAAGGCUGGUGGGCAGACGAGCAUCUUCCCUAUCCCGCCGCCCCCCGAGGACAACCACCACAGCCUCCCCGACGACGUGCGUGAGGCGGUGUCUGAAGGCCAAUACUCGCCUCCGCUCAGCGAGAGGAUCUCGAAGCGAGACCGAGCUGACGCAACCAAGCACAAGCACCCGCGGCGGCUCAGCAAAGCGACCAGCGAGGCAGACUGUCGAAAAGACGAAGGCGUCUCUGAUGACAUCAAGCAAUACCAAGAAACCAUCGCUGAAUUAAAGGCGGAGAGCUCGGCGCUGCGGUCGCGCCUCGUCACCGCCGAGGACAGACUUCUAGAGACUCUAUGCGACCUCGAGAGGCUCAGGAUCAGGAGUAGAGGCAGACUGCAGGCUGUCAGGUUACGUCACAAGAACGAGUGUGUCAAGCUGGAGAUCCGAGUCAAGGAACUGAGCAACAAACUAAAAGCUGGACAAGUGCACGCCGACGCUCAGGAGACCAGAUGUGAGGCGCUCGAGAACGAAUUGCGACGUGCAGCCAGUGAGAAGUACAGUCUGCAGCAAAGGAUCAUCGAGGACGAGGAGAUGAUGGCGAACUCGCUAGUUCAGCAGGACCUGGCCGAAGAGAAGCUGCGCGGGCUCGUGCAGAGCAACGCGCGCCUCAACGAGCUCGUCAAGGACCUGCUAGUGAAGAAGACCAUCCUGGGCAUAGAGGCUCUCAAGAAAAGUUUCGUCGUCAACACCACAACUGGCGGUCGGGAGGUCAGACGCGCUUCCACAAGCUAGUUAUUAACAUAAAUUAUUCCACUUAACGAUGUCAAUGAAUGGUGUUCUGUUCAAAAUAAACAAUUCGGAUUUGGAGUUCAUUUAUCUGGACCUGAACUCAACGUCAUGUUAUUUCUUUCUUCGUCCCUAUUCAUUAACUUGGCUGUGAAGCAUAAUUUGUCUUUUAAAAGCGAUUUUUGAUUAGGAAUAGAUAGUUUUGGACCAUCCAUUUGUUGUAAUCAAGUUUGCUAAACAUAAAUACACUUUAUAAACAAUU
Molecule: messenger RNA, 2497 nt
Organism: Hyalella azteca
Lineage: Eukaryota; Metazoa; Arthropoda; Malacostraca; Amphipoda; Hyalellidae
Exons: 14
Coding region: 760-2241 (493 amino acids)
Source: RefSeq, a predicted model, not a curated record